This is a messenger RNA of Peromyscus maniculatus bairdii (prairie deer mouse), 2030 nucleotides long. The record is from RefSeq and is a predicted model, not a curated record. NCBI's taxonomy places the organism in Eukaryota, Metazoa, Chordata, Mammalia, Rodentia, Cricetidae.
UGGGAUUAAAGGUGUGCGCCACCACUGCCCAGCAUCACAUCUGGCUAUGCCAGGCAUGCCAGUGAAAGCAAGUUGUCUGUCAUGGAGAACAUCACAUGCCACCUGGAAAGCUGUCCAGGAUUGGAAGAUAUUAAAAGGAAAGUUGGAAGUGACAAAAUCCUCUGGAGGAAACAGCCCAGAAGGGAAAACAUUAGCUCAUAAUCUACUCAUUGUCAUAGCUUAUGUAAAUAAGGUUUAAAUGCUGUACAUUGUAUACUUCCAGUAUGAAGGCAUUUUAACAAUAUUGGAGGUAAAUGGCUGGCAUUUCCCCAUCAUCUGAAAAGCCUGUCGUAUACUUCCAUGAUGGAUUAGAUUCGGCACGGAGUAAUUGCAGCUGCUGUUUAUUGGGUAUCUACUAUCUGCCAGGCACUACCGGAAAACAUUCUUCAAGGUCCACUGCUAGGACAUGAGUGAGCAGCAGGAAAGGGAGACAGAAGAGGAUGAAGGAAGUACUUCAGACACAGCACCCAUGCUGCCCCGAAGAAGGUCUACUGACUACCAUAUCUCAGUCCUGGUAUGCCCAGGGUGGCCUGUCCUGGCCACCCAAGGCCUCAGGACCCUGUUGCUGCCUGGCCGAGCUCUGGUUGGGUUCCUGUUCCAUCUGCUGCUACCUGGGACAGUCUUCCUGCUGGUACUGCUGCCAGCAGCUGCCAUUGUCUACCUGGGAUUCCUGUGCCACUCAAGGGUUCAUCCAGCCCCGGGGCCACGGUGCCGAGCGCUGCUCUCAGACCGCGGCUCUGCAGCGCUCAUCGUGCUGGGAUUCCUCUCCCUGCCGCCGCUCCUGGUGCUCGCCUCCGCCGCCCGCUCCCUCCUGGCCCGGCGACUACGGCCUGUGCCGCCUACCCCCGCGAGGGCCCCUGCACCGCCGAGAUGCAGCAGCGAAGAGGGUCUGGCGGGCGACAGCCCUGACGAAGAGAAACAGCUCUGUGCCUGGGUCUGAUGCCUCAGAGGCGUCUCGGUGUCGAGAGCCCCGCCUUGACCCCUAUAAAGUGGACGGGUGGAGCGGCUGCCUCUGGGCUCUGAGCGCAGUGCUCGAAGUCGCCAGGAGAUGGCAACCGGAUCCCUUAGACCAGGGUGGCGCUUCUCAGAGGAGGGAGGUGGUCCUCUGAGAAGGUGCCCUGGGCUCUGCUCCCUCACAAAGCGAAUGCCCUCCAUUCCCUCCUGUGCUCAGCAGCCAGCUUUGCGGAUAUCUGUGUCCCCCAAAACAGUGCUAGUUCUAGAAGCUCCAGGAUGACCAGUAACAACCGGAUUUCAUGACUUACCUUGAGACUCAGCUUGAGGACAAGGCUCAUUUGGGUCUAUGGUCAAAAUAUUACCAGGUCAGGUUUCAGGUGAGAUCUAGGAUUAGUAGCUCAGCGGAAGUCCAGGGUCAGCAAUCUGCUUGUUUUUUAAUAUAUACUUUAUUUUAUGUUGAUUGGAGUUUUGACUGCAAGUGUAUCUGUGUAAGGUUGUCUGUCCCCGAGCCCUGGAACUGAAGUUACAGACAGGUGUGAGCUGCAGUAUGGGUACUGGAAAUUGAGCACGGGUCCUCUGGAAGAACAGACAGGGCUCUUAGCCCCCCAAGACUCAGUUUGUUUUCAGGGUCAGGUACCAAUGUGUAUCCAGAACUGGAGCUCAACCUCUGACCAAGGUUCUUUUCUUUUGAGACAGGCAGCAGGGUAAAAGCUCAAUUUAACAGUGUGGGUAAUUUUAAGGUUUGUCUUUGCGUUUGGCAAGCUACAGCUUUACUAACAAUUUCCUAUGUAUGGUUAAAUUAUCAUCCUCCUCCCUGUUUGCUAUCUCCUCUUCCUCCUCCUGCUCUCCUUCUUUCUCUUCUUCUUCCUCCUCCUUCCAGGUUCUCAUCAUGCUAGAACUAGAAUAUCUUAUUUAUUUUAAUUUUUUUUAGUAGUCCUGGGAUGGAAUUCCAAGCCUUAUACAUGUUAGGCAAGCACUCUACCACUGAGCUAUAUCCUCAGCUCUGGAUAUGUUUUUAAAUUUUUGUUUGUUUGUCU